GAGAUGGCGUGGGAUAGAGUCAAGUUUAGUUGAUUUUAUUGCGAUUUAUUGUUGAUAUUUUGUACUUUUAACAAAUUGAUUGUCGUAUCAAUUAUUCAUAACUUCUUUUCAUUGAUUAGUAGAAUUUUCAAAUUUUGAAAAAGAUGUCUUCAAAACUUCCCUAUAAAAUUGCUGACAUAUCUCUGGCAGAAUGGGGUAGAAAAGAGAUAACUCUAGCAGAAAAUGAAAUGCCUGGUCUUAUGGCAAUAAGACGAAAAUAUGGUCCAUCUAAAGUAUUGCAAGGAGCUCGUAUUGCUGGUUGCCUUCAUAUGACUGUGCAAACUGCUGUUCUUAUUGAAACUUUAAUAGAGCUUGGAGCAAAGGUACAAUGGUCAUCUUGUAACAUCUUUAGUACACAAGAUCAUGCAGCUGCUGCUAUAGCAAGAGCUGGAGUACCUGUUUAUGCAUGGAAGGGUGAAACAGAUGAAGAGUAUCUAUGGUGUAUAGAACAAACCUUGAUAUUUGAUGAUGAUAAACCUUUAAAUCUAAUCCUUGACGAUGGUGGUGAUCUUACAAAUCUUGUACAUACUAAGUUUCCACAGUACUUAAAAGAUUGUCGGGGUAUAUCAGAGGAAACUACAACUGGAGUACAUAAUCUUUAUCGUAUGAUGAAGGAAGGAACCCUCAAGGUGCCUGCAAUAAAUGUUAAUGAUUCUGUUACAAAGAGCAAAUUUGAUAAUCUAUAUGGAUGUAGAGAAUCUUUAAUUGAUGGUAUCAAAAGAGCAACUGAUAUCAUGAUUGCUGGAAAAGUGUGCGUGGUAGCAGGAUACGGAGAUGUUGGUAAGGGAUGUGCACAAAGUCUUAGAGCAUUAGGUGGCCGCGUUGUUAUUACAGAAAUAGAUCCCAUAAAUGCAUUACAAGCAGCCAUGGAAGGAUAUCAAGUAACUACAAUGACACAAGCAUCAACAAUAGGUCAGAUUUUUGUCACUACUACAGGAUGUAAAGAUAUAAUUUUAGGUGAACACUUUUUAAACAUGUCAAAUGAUGCUAUUGUUUGUAAUAUUGGACAUUUUGAUUGUGAAAUAGAUGUUGCAUGGUUAGAAAAGAAUGCAGUCAGUAAAAUCAAUAUUAAGCCUCAAGUGGACAGAUAUACUUUGAAAAACAAUAGACAUAUCAUUUUACUCGCAGAAGGUCGUUUAGUUAAUUUGGGAUGUGCCACGGGACAUUCUAGUUUUGUCAUGAGUAAUUCUUUUACAAAUCAAGUAUUAGCGCAGAUUGAAUUAUGGAGUAAAUCUGGAUCAUAUGCCAUAGGCGUUCAUAUGUUACCAAAGAAAUUAGAUGAAGAAGUUGCAGCAUUACAUCUCAAUCACCUUGGUGUAAUGUUAACCAAGUUGACAGCAGAACAAUCUAAAUAUCUUGAUAUUCCUGUAGAAGGUCCUUAUAAGCCCAAUCAUUACAGAUAUUAGCCCUUUUGCAAACAUUCUUUAUGUACUUGGACAAAGACAAUAAAACAAAAUAUUAAUAUCUUA
Molecule: messenger RNA, 1508 nt
Organism: Vespa crabro (European hornet)
Lineage: Eukaryota; Metazoa; Arthropoda; Insecta; Hymenoptera; Vespidae
Gene: Ahcy
Product: adenosylhomocysteinase
Exons: 6
Coding region: 144-1445 (433 amino acids)
Biological process (GO): L-methionine cycle
Cellular component (GO): cytosol
Molecular function (GO): adenosylhomocysteinase activity
Source: RefSeq, a predicted model, not a curated record